Messenger RNA from Acromyrmex echinatior (Panamanian leafcutter ant), 1031 nucleotides. Its product is annotated as peptidyl-prolyl cis-trans isomerase-like 3. Gene Ontology annotation, cellular component: catalytic step 2 spliceosome. Lineage: Eukaryota; Metazoa; Arthropoda; Insecta; Hymenoptera; Formicidae. The record is from RefSeq and is a predicted model, not a curated record. Gene Ontology annotation, molecular function: peptidyl-prolyl cis-trans isomerase activity. Gene Ontology annotation, biological process: protein folding; protein peptidyl-prolyl isomerization.
CGCAUCUCGUGCGCAAAUUUCAUCUGCACUUCCUGCACUUCCUCCUUCCGAUUCGUACGUUCUUGAAGAUCUAGCUUUCCCUCUCUGCUAGUACGUUCUCGUCAGUUCUCGCAAGUUCUUGUUUGAUCGAAGACGGUAAAACAAAAGUGCAAGGAUUUAAUUGUGGCAAAAAUUCAUUUGCCAAAUCAAAAUUAUUCAAGUUAGAUUAGAUUCUUCGAAUUGAACGCACGACAUACAUUGUGAAAAAUGAGCGUAACGUUGCAUACGGACGUUGGCGAUAUCAAAAUAGAACUAUUUUGCGAGAUGUGCCCGAAGACAUGCGAGAAUUUUCUUGCGCUUUGUGCCAGUGGAUACUACGACAAUUGCCUGUUUCACCGGAAUAUAAAAGGCUUCAUUGUCCAAACUGGAGAUCCUACCAACACGGGUAAAGGAGGAACCUCAAUAUGGAAUCACAAGUUUGAAGAUGAAUUUAAAGAGGAGCUUAAACAUAAUGCAAGAGGUCUCAUUUCUAUGGCUAACAAUGGCCCUAAUACAAACGGCAGUCAGUUUUUCAUUACUUAUGCGCCUCAAUCACAUCUGGACCUAAAAUAUACUUUGUUUGGAAAAGUCAUUGACGGUUUAGAAACCUUAGAACAAUUGGAAAAACUACCAAUAAACCCUAAAAAUUACAAACCACUUGCAGAAAUCAGGAUAAACAAUAUGAUUUAGAAUCGGAAGAAAUAAUAUCAAUAAGUAGCUUUUAUAUUGUAUAUACACCUAAUAAUCUCUUGUUUUGUGGAUCAAAUGGACUUCGAAGAUACAUCUUUGCGGGAUACUUUUUCCUUCUCACUUCAAUAUGGUAUAAACUUAGUUACCUAUUAUUACAACGUCGGCAUUGCUAGGAACAUCGAUGUUCUUUGUCUCGUUUUCUUUAAAUGUAGCGACUGUUCGAUUAUUUCCGAGACCCCAUUUAAGUAACUGAAGUGAUGAAAAGACAUAUUGAAAUAUGUACGGUUUUUAUCUUUUUACAAAAAUAAAUAAAAUCUUCGUAA